This is a messenger RNA of Pecten maximus, 1913 nucleotides long. RefSeq names its product ATP-dependent DNA helicase RecQ-like. The record is from RefSeq and is a predicted model, not a curated record. The coding region runs from base 141 to 878 and encodes 245 amino acids. Gene Ontology annotation, molecular function: ATP binding; nucleic acid binding; 3'-5' DNA helicase activity. Lineage: Eukaryota; Metazoa; Mollusca; Bivalvia; Pectinida; Pectinidae. Gene Ontology annotation, biological process: double-strand break repair via homologous recombination; telomere maintenance. Gene Ontology annotation, cellular component: nucleus; cytoplasm; nucleoplasm. The transcript is spliced from 3 exons.
UCGAGACUGCCUCAAACGAGAGUCUGGUCAGAUUGCUAUUUGAAUUUUGUGAUACCAAAACGAGGCUUACCGAAAAAUCGGUAAAGUUUUUCAUUGGCUGACAGCUACACACCCACAAAAUAAAAAAAAAAAAUAAAAAAAUGGCGACUGAGAGAAAGUUUCAAGAAGCUCUGGAGUUCACGCUUGUGCAAAGAAACAUCGAUUUCCAACUGAAAGAUUUGCAGCUCGCUAUUCUGAAGGAUGUCGUUAUGAGUAAGAAAGACGUUUUAGCGGUGUUACCGACAGGAUAUGGGAAAACUAUCAUCUAUUCGCUUAAACCAACUCUGGUGGAUGCAUAUGAAAGCAAAACGGACAGUAUUGUUAUCGUUGUUUCCCCACUGGUUGCUCUGAUGGAAGACCAGGUUGUCAAUAUUGAAGCUAGUGGGAUCCGCUGUGUAUACGCAAGUAAACAGCAAACAAGAGAAACUGAUACAGAGCUGAAAAAUGGAACAGUCCCGAUUUUGAUGAUGAGCCCAGAAGCCCUUUUCCACGGGGAAUGGAGACAGCUGUUUUCUUCCGAAACAUAUCAGACUAGAGUUGCAGCCAUUGUUGUUGAUGAAGCACACUGUGUAGAACAAUGGGGAGAUGAAUUCCGAACGGAUUAUGGAAGAUUAGCAGAGCUGAGAAGCAUUUUACCAAAAGCUGGUAUGCUGGCUUUGACAGCCACGGCUUCACCAAAUUCCCGAAUGUUAAUAAAGAAAAAGCACUGUAUGGAACAAGCAAGUGUGAUUGUCGGAAACUGUAACAGACAAAACAUUACCCUAAAUUGUGUUAAAGCACCAUAUGAUCCUAAAGCAGCAUUCCUGUGGUUAGUUGAACGCCUUGAGACAGAAAAGUAGCAGUAUCCAAAGACUGUCAUAUAUUGUCGCAGCAUAAAAUCAUGUUCACUUUUAUUUAAACUGUUUACAGAUAUUAUGGGAGACCUUGCAUAUUGUGGAACUAUAUGUGCAAAAAACCGGUUAUUUGCCAUGUAUCACCAUUCAACCUCAACAAAAUGUAAGAAGAUCAUCAUGGAUUCCAAAUUAUCUGAUGUCUUUGCUUCUCUGUGAAAAGUGCAUUCACACCUGCUAAAAGCAAGAAAGAUUCAAGUCUGUACUUAAUCUUGUGUGAAAGGUCAUAUACUAAUAGACCAUACUUCCAGUGUCUUAUCUGUCGAAUACCAUCCCCAUUUCUAGUAGCUAGAACAGAGAUUUUCCUGAGAAGCCCAUAUUUUGUGACAUUGGUGGCAUAAUAGUACACUCCAUCAUCAACUAUUGGCCCUUCAAUGGCAGUUUCAUCAUCUUCAAUCCUAUUGACUGUUACUGUCAAGCUGUUCAAGAAGAAUGUGUCCACUAUUUCCCCAACAAUCUUAUCUAACAACCUCUUCUGUGAACAUAUAUGAAGUUAAUAGUAGCAUUAAAGAUGGAACACAUCUAGAUACUAGUAGAGGCAAGGUCCAAAACAUGUUAUAAGUUGGACAUUAAUUAUAACUACCUGCAGGAAAUUUAUUUUCUCAUGAAAAUCUUCCACCAUAGUUAUCAAACCCUCCAAUCUUUCCUCUUGUGUAUCUCCAUCAAGACGAGCCAUAUGUGCACCUCUAAUUCGCUCACACGUCAAUUGGUCACCUCCAACUGGAAUUGCUUGCAUCUUAGGAUUUGUUUCUUCUCUGAAAAAAACCCCAAGGAAAUUCAUGGAAUUUAUAUUCCCACUUUCUUGACAUAUUUGAAGUUACAUAUUGUUUACAUAUAAGUUAAAACAUGUCAUUAUCAAGGUAUUGAUAACUAAUGUAUUCAUUGAAAAUAUGAAAAGUAUAUUUGUAAUUUGUUUGUAUUCACUAUAUAUUAAUAUCAAAGAAUAAAACUGCAAUUGAAAUCAAUAAAUAGUUAAUUAUUGAU